Messenger RNA from Archocentrus centrarchus (flier cichlid), 452 nucleotides. It is a transcript of the gene mrpl53, whose product is annotated as mitochondrial ribosomal protein L53. The coding region runs from base 36 to 362 and encodes 108 amino acids. The transcript is spliced from 3 exons. NCBI's taxonomy places the organism in Eukaryota, Metazoa, Chordata, Actinopteri, Cichliformes, Cichlidae. Gene Ontology annotation, cellular component: mitochondrial large ribosomal subunit. The record is from RefSeq and is a predicted model, not a curated record.
ACUCUGUAGUGAGGUUAGAGGUCAUUAAACAAAACAUGGCGGCUCCCAGUAAGGCUACCGUGGUGCUGAAGGCUGUGAAGAAAAUUACCGUUCAGUUUUGUCCGUUUGAGUCCAACGUCCGGUCCACACGGGAGUUUCUGGCUCUAGUGGGCUCAGAGAAGGCCCGAAGUACCAACAUGAACUGUGAGGUCAUACCGGUGGUGAAACAUGACAAGUCUGAACCGGUAGUGGAUAUUACUUAUAUAGAUGGAGAGAAGCUGCUGAUGAAGGGAGCAAAUUUGACCGGCAGUGAGAUGCUGAAUGCCUUUCAAUCCCGCUGCAUCGCCAAGGACCUGCAGGCAAAAGCUGGAGAGAAAAAAUAACCAUGUGCUCGGCUGAUGCAUCUGUACUGAAUUUAUUUGUAUUUAUCUGUGAAUAUUCUUGAACAUGUACAGUAAAUCUAUUUCAUUUCA